AUGCAUGGCAAUCAGCCAUCCAGAUCCAUGCCUGACGAAGAGACGCCACUCAUUCUCAAUGAAGGGCGAUCAGAUUCCGAGCAUGGAAUUACCCAGCAGCCGACGACACAGUCUACGGAUGAGGCAAAAGUGUCAUCAUCUGGUUCCUGGGUAUCCAUGCCUAACAAAGGCCAGCUAGCUGUCAUAAUGCUUGUCCGCCUCGCAGAGCCAAUCAGCGAACGGUCUCUUACGGCAUACCUUUUCUACCAGCUACAAUGGUUCGACAAGUCCCUAGAUGCGUCGUCGAUCGCGAAGCAGGCCGGGCAUCUGACUGCAGCCUUUGCCGCUUCUCAAUGCGUAACAUCGAUGUGGUGGGGACGGGCAGCCGAUAGCCCGGUGCUCGGUAGGAAGGGCGUUCUCGUCAUUGGCCUCCUAGGUUCAGCGGUUUCAGCACUUGGCAUGGGGUUCUCAACUACAUAUCGGUCUGCCAUGUUAUUUAGGAUGCUAGCCGGUGCACUGAAUGGCAACGUUGCCGUUCUCAGGACAAUGGUGUCAGAGGUUGUUGUCGACAACAGAUACCGCUCUCGUGCAUUCCUUCUUCUACCAAUGUGUUUUAACGUUGGCAACAUUGUAGGACCACUGAUGAGCGGCGUCUUAGCCAACCCUAUCGACUCGCUGCCAAGCUUAUUCGGGCCAGGCUCCUUUUUCGGCGGCCGUGACGGCGUUCAGUGGAUGAGCAGAUUCCCCUAUGCACUCCCCAACGUUGUCUGCGCUCUUCUCUUGGUCACAUCAGCAUUUGGUGUUAUCUUUGCUUUGGGCGAGACUCAUCCUCUGCUUCGGCACGACAAGCCAGGCCAGCGACGACGGCUUGGAGAGGGUCUCCUUGGGGGCAUUCUCAAGAGACGCAACGCCAAGCCCUCCUACCAAUCUAUUGCUACAGAUGAUGACCCUGAACAGAUCCGUGAGACAACGGCUAUGGAUUCGGAAUCAGCCAGUACAAAGCCAGCCCGAUUUACCUCGAUUUUGUCCAGGAACGUUUGCUUGACACUGUUACAACAUUUUCUUCAAGCUCUUCACGUCGCGACUUUCAACUCGGCCUUGAUUGUUCUCCUGCCAACUCCUAGGGGAGAUCCUUCCAAAAUCCACUUACCCUUUCAAUUUGCUGGAGGCCUUGGGUUAUCUACCAAGAAAGUAGCCAUGGCGACGAGCACAAUCGGAACUAUCGGUAUUCCCCUGCAGCUAUUCUUAUUUCCAAAACUGAGUGUCCGACUUGGCCUUUUGAGGUCGUACCGGAUCUUCCUGCCACUCAGCAUUGUGGUUUACUGCAUAUUGCCCUACCUGACUCUACUACCGGAUGACUAUGUCAUUGUCUGGGCUUGCAUGACGGCUGUACUAUCGUUGCAUGUGGUAUCUCGAGUCUUUGUUACACCAGCAACAAUGAUGCUGGUUGACGGGUCAUGCCCCGACCCAUCUUUAUUGGGCACAAUCCAUGGUUUUGCUUCAAGCACAUCAAGUGCUGCGCGCAUUCUGGGCCCAACGGUCGGGGGCACUGUUUUGGGAUGGGGUUUGGCAAACAAUCUCGUUGGAAUUCCGUUCUGGGGAAUGGCUUUCAUUGCUUCGAUAAACUUUGGGCUUCUGUUGUUGGUGAAGGAUUCGAAUGCCUCAUGA
Fusarium keratoplasticum is the source of this 1647-nucleotide messenger RNA. RefSeq names its product MFS domain-containing protein. The record is from RefSeq and is a predicted model, not a curated record. Gene Ontology annotation, biological process: transmembrane transport. Bases 1 to 1647 code for a protein of 548 amino acids. NCBI's taxonomy places the organism in Eukaryota, Fungi, Ascomycota, Sordariomycetes, Hypocreales, Nectriaceae. Gene Ontology annotation, molecular function: transmembrane transporter activity. The transcript has 2 exons.